Molecule: messenger RNA, 5857 nt
Organism: Spodoptera litura
Lineage: Eukaryota; Metazoa; Arthropoda; Insecta; Lepidoptera; Noctuidae
Source: RefSeq, a predicted model, not a curated record
UUUGGAUGUCUUACGCGGUCCGUUCGUGUAGCUGAAUUUAAAUAAACAAGAUUUUAAUUACUUAAACUAACUGCUAAAUAUAAAUUGAGUUUGAUAGUGCAAUUAGAUACGGCUUCAAAUAGAUAACGAAACAGUUCAAGUUCAUGGUCGCCGUACCAAUCUUUUGAAUGUGCACUGUCACUUGUCAACUUUUUGUCAACUUGUCAGUCGGUCACUCGAUGACGUUCGGUUUGAACGUGUGCUAAACAUAUCUACCGGUACGCGAGCAAUUCGUUUGAAAUUGCGUUAAUAAAUUACUUAUUAUCUUAUUACACUUGUACGUUGGUUGUACGAGUUGCGAGGAGAUGGCCGCUCACCGCCGGACACUGUGAUUCUUUGCCGCUGUUGUAUAUUUAGAAAAAAAAAGUUGCGAAACUCGGCGAGCCGCUGUAUUCGCAUUGUUUUGAUAUUUCAGUUUUCUGUGUUAAAAGUUUAGAACAUUCUGGUGAAAAUGAAGAACCCGCACGGCAAGGAGGAGACUUCAGACGAGGAGUCCGGGUUGGGGUACCAGAAUACGUUGAUGUAUGGUCGCUAUCAACGCGACCUAAGCGAAGCAGCUAGAGAAGAAGCAAGGAGACUCAGAAGACUACGGAAGAAGAGAAGAAAAGACGACAAACUCCGACAGAAGGAGUUGGAAGCAAGCGGCAAACACAGACCUAGGGGGAAGUUCUUUAAAGUAUUAGGCUAUGUAUGGAGGCACACGUUCGCUCGGCUGGGCGAGGACUGGGUGUUCCUGGCUCUGCUGGGCAUCAUCAUGGCGGUUGUCAACUUCGCUAUGGACAGGGGGAUCGCCGUAUGUCAGAAUGCACGCAUGUGGAUGUACAAGGACCUGGCGACGUCUACAUUCAGCCAAUACGUGGCCUGGGUGUCUCUGCCAGUGUGCCUCAUUCUGUUCGCCGCCGGAUUCGUACACAUAGUGGCUGCACAGAGUAUAGGUUCAGGUAUACCUGAAAUGAAAACCAUCCUCCGAGGAGUGCACCUGAAGGAGUACCUCACCUACAGAGCCAUGAUAUCCAAAAUCGUUGGUCUCACUGCUACACUUGGGUCCGGUCUACCACUUGGUAAAGAGGGCCCAUCAGUCCACAUAGCAUCAAUGGUGGCGACCCUCCUCUCGAAGUUGGUGACGACCUUCCAAGGGAUCUACUCCAACGAGUCCAGAACCAGUGAGAUGCUGGCUGCGGCUUGUGCUGUGGGUGUCGCUUCGUGCUUCGCUGCUCCGGUUGGAGGUGUCCUAUUCUCAAUAGAAGUAACGACCACAUACUUCGCUGUGCGAAACUACUGGCGCGGCUUCUUCGCCGCCUGCUGCAGUGCUAUUAUGUUCCGCCUACUAUCAGUAUGGUCUGGCGCGAUGCCGACAGUGAAGCCCCUGUUCCCCACCAACCUGCCACAAGACUUCCCCUUCGAUCCUCAGGAGUUUGCUGUCUUCGUACUGUUGGGCAUCGUCAGCGGCCUCCUAGCCGCGCUGUGGGUGUUCCUCCACCGACAAUACGUGCUCUUCAUCAGGAACACCAAGUCACUCAGUAACUUCUUGCAGAAGAAUCGUUUCAUCUACCCUGGCUUCAUAACACUAGCAGUGAUGUCCAUACUGUUCCCGCCUGGUAUCGGGAAAUAUAUGGCGGCUGAUCUUGGAAACCAAGAACAGGUCCUCUCCCUGUUCUCUAACUUCACCUGGACGGACGAGCUGACGGCGGAGCAAGCCUCCGUGGUGUCUCACUGGCAGACUCUCGAGGUCGACCACUUUGGAUGUCUCAUCAUAUACUUCUUUUCCAUUUUCUUCCUAAGCUUAGUAUCGUGUACGCUGCCAGUGCCGGCGGGUAUCUUCGUCCCAGCGUUCAAGAUGGGAGCCUCCCUCGGCAGGUUCACGGGGGAGGUGAUGCACUACUUUUGUCCACUCGGCGUUGCCUACGGGGGACAUAUACAGAAGAUAUUGCCUGGAGGCUACGCGGUGGUAGGCGCGGCCGCCUUCACCGGCGCAGUCACUCACACUGUGUCCACCAUUGUCAUCGUCAGCGAGAUGACUGGACAGGUGACCCACCUCCUCCCAAUAAUGGCCGCCGUACUAGCCGCCAACGCGACGGCCUCCUUGCUACAACCGUCGUGCUUCGACAGUAUUAUCCUCAUCAAGAAACUACCGUAUCUACCCGACCUGCUAUCUUCUGCUAGCCGUGAGUAUAUUGUACAUAUUAAAUACUACGUCACUAAUACUUGAUAAUAUAUAAUGUACUACAUGACAUCUAACUGUUUGCAAAUUCCUUCACAGACAAUUAAAAGUUUCCCCCUAGUGGACAGCCCAUCGUCCAUGGUACUGCUAGGUUCCAUCCACCGCUGGGAGCUGGUGAAGGUGAUAGAAAAGCAGGUCGGCAGAGAUAGGAGGUUACAGAUCGCGGCGCUAUGGCAUCGGGAGGCGGAGCUUAGGAGGAGGGACGAGGAGGCUAGGAAGAAAGUUAGGAGGCCUUCUAGGUUUGAGGUGACUCCGGCUCCAGAUAUGCUACAAGUCCCAGGCACCGGUAUGACGAGAGGAUCCUCACUCACCACCAAAGACCAGGGAGGUCUUAUACCUGCUCCAGGCCAGCUAUUCCGUCCGAAGUCGAUCCUGAAGAAGACGAACUCGUUCACCCUGUCGCGGGGACUCGGGGCCGGAGUACCCAGCGCCCCCAAUACCCCCAGCACUCCGCAACCGUCUGUCUAUACUACUGUUACGGGGGCUGAGACCAGGAUCCGAGCAGCGUUCGAGGCGAUAUUCAAGCGUUCCACCCUCCUACAAGACGUGGAGGGAGGACUACCAGACCAACUCAGCCCUACAUCAUUGCCUAGAAGCCCGUCUAUCAACAAGAAAGUGCAGCUGCCACGUGAGCGAGUAUGCGACAUGUCUCCGGAAGACCAGAAGGCUUGGGAACAGAUGGAGAUGGCCAAGGAGAUAGACUUCGACAGAAUGCUGCAGAUAGCCAGGAAGCGAGAUAUGCACCCCGACGACCCGGAGUAUGAAGAUGAGAACCUGUACAUCUGCCACAUCGACCCUGCGCCAUUCCAGCUGGUGGAGAGGACCUCGCUACUUAAGGUCCACUCGCUGUUCUCAACACUUGGUGUCAGCAGAGCAUAUGUGACUGCCAUCGGACGACUGAUCGGUGUCGUGUCGUUGAAAGAGCUUCGAAAAGCGAUAGAAGACGUGAACUCCGGGGCCUUAACCCUGGCUAAUCGUCCGGAGCCCCCGCAGACCCCGCUGCCUACCGUCAUCAAAGUAGUGUCCACGCAGCCCGCGCCGCCCUCUGACAGUGAGACAGCUAAACUCACCACUCCUGGUGAUCAUUGAACAACUCCAAAACCACACAGGUUAAAAUUUCCCAAUAUGAGGUUUUUUGACAGUUAAGGUCGUAAAUUCCUAAAGAAAGGUUUUAUUCGACACUAAAGGUCGUGAUUGUUUUCAAAUCCAAGUCUUUUUGACUCUACAAGUAGAAUAGGUCAGUCAGAGCUGUUACUAUAUAUUAUGUAAUGUGACAGUUAAUUAUUAUUUUAUUAAGAAAGGUUAUCUUUGAGGUUUUUUCUUUGGUCUAUUUGAGUGCUGACUCAGUCAAUAUUUUAUUUAUUUCAUGGCCUCAGAUAUAAAACUAUAUUAUUACUACUGAUGUCUCAUUUCUGUGGCAGCUGAUGAUAACAAAUACAAAUAGAAUCCCUUUUUUGUUUGUAUUAGAGUCUAACUAAGUAAUUAACUAUCUCACAUAGACAAGCUAUGCGAUACCUUUAAAAGUGAUUAAAAACCUCUCAUCUCUAUUUAACUUUGACUAUAAAGUCAGUCUUAGUUUAAAUUAAGAAAUUAAAAAGACAUUGUAUAAAACAGUAAGCGAACUGUUUGCUAUAAUUCGAAUCCGUGACUUAGGCUUGGGAAGUAUUCCUAAAAAUAAGAACUUAAAUUGGGAAAAUUCCCAUUCAAAGGUUCUUUAAGAACUUUUUUCGGUAAGUAUUGUAGUUUUUAGUAGAUUUUUUCCUGAAUACUCAGUAUAUGUUGAGUAGAAAGUAUUGUAGUCACAAAUAUGUGAAUGCUGUGGCAUAAUUUUUGAUGAUUCGGUCAUUAUUUUUAACUAAGUUAUGAGGCUUGAAGCCAUAGAACGUUAUAAUAAGUUCUUUCUUAGGUUAGUGUAAUAAGUUCCUUAAUGUCUAGAUGUUCAGAAAUCUGUGGCUUAGAAACAUCUGUGAUGGACUAAAAGUCAAAAUUAAUGUGAUCAAAAAAUCCCUUGUCCAAAGAUUUUUAGCAAAUUCGUAUAGGAAUUUUCCCAAUUUCAGGUUCUUUCCUAUUCAUAGGAAUUUUCCCAUUAGAUUAAAAGUUAUAGAGAAUUGUUCUCACUAUGCAUAAUUUAAGACUUGUCACGCAAAGACAUAUCGAAACGAUUGUUUUACAUUAUUAUGUAAAAUAACUGUAAACGUCACAAUUACGUAAAUAUAUACUUUAUUACGUUGUAAGUAGGUGUAUUUUUGAUAGAUAUUUUUAAUAUUAGAUGGUGCUUCCUGCAAGAGAUUAGUAGCAAUUAUGAAGAGCGAUUUGAUAUUCUAUUUGGUCCUAGCGAUGAGGAGUUUUAAGCAAUUCAGUGUAAAAAGCAAUAUUUAUUAUAGUUAGUAAUUUAUUUAAGAUCGUGCGGAAAAAAUGUUUCAAUGAACGGCAAGUCAACCUAACCUGAUGUGUUUAAGACAUUUUCAACUUUAUUAUCGCUCUAGAAAUAAGGUUGAAAAUAUUUUAAAGGGGAGACUAGGUUGAUGUGCGUGUCGUUUGUUGGUUGGUAAAAUUGCUUAGAAAUACCUUUAUUAAGCUAGUUGACGUUUGUAUCAACAAAGCAAUAAUACUUUAAGUACAUUGCUUCAACUUAGUGCCUUAGAUUUUCGAUAUUUUUUGUUAUGUACAGGCAGUUGUUGUAUUUUCAAUAUAUUUAAUUAUACACCCACUGUGAUUGUAGAAAAAUAAAUAUACAAAACCGUCUUUUUGACGUUCAAAAAUAUAUUAAAAUCGAUACUUGUAUAAGGCAAUAGAUUUAAACUUUUUUAGUAUUGCCAGUGUGAAUAUUUGCAGCAUAUUUUUUUCAUCUGGCAACCCCAUUAAAGGCCCUGCAACGCCUGUACAUUAGACCAAAUUUAUACCCCAAGGCUUGUGAUCGUCCAUUCAUUCCAAAAGUGUUGUUUCUUAGUUAUUAAGUUAUAAUUAUUAUUUAAUAUCGUUACAUUAUUAUAUCUGCCAGGAGUCUUAUACAUUUGUGUCCAGAAAUAUAUGUUUUUUGUAAUAAAUAACUGGGUUUCGUAUUUAGUGUGGGAGAAAAUAUCAGCCUGUAUCUACCACUGAUGAGUAAUGAAAUUUUUAAAUAGAUUAUAUAUUUACAAAUAUUUUUUAAAGAUUGAUUCAGUACAGAUAUAGCAGUCAUUUGUUGGCGCUACUGAACCGAUCAAUGGCUACAGAUGUGGCUUGGUUAAAAUCUAUAUAUCUAAUAGUGUAAUAAGAGUCUCUGUACUAUGUCAGUCUUUAUUUUUUACAUUCAUAGCAAAUAGCUGUGCCGACUAUAGUAAGUUAUUUUACUAAGUUUUGUGAGAUUAAUUUCUCAAUAACAACACUGUAUUUUGAAUUAUAUUUUCUGUAUAUCGUUAUAAUAACUGCUAAAAAAUCAGUUUGUUAUAAAUGUAACUCUACCUACCCUUUCGGGUAAUAGCAAGUGAGAUGUUACAAAGGUUUUAUAUGAGAGGCUAUUUCGAAAACAGGAUACGUAUUAACUCUUUGAGUACAGUUUAAACUGUCAAACACCGCGAGGACACCGGUGACCGCAACCUAUUGUUCUUUAAUUGU